Messenger RNA from Chaetomium fimeti, 996 nucleotides. RefSeq lists its product as uncharacterized. The record is from RefSeq and is a predicted model, not a curated record. NCBI's taxonomy places the organism in Eukaryota, Fungi, Ascomycota, Sordariomycetes, Sordariales, Chaetomiaceae. The transcript has 3 exons. Bases 1 to 996 code for a protein of 331 amino acids.
AUGGAGUCUGUCCUUAAUGAUACCGAAAAGCGCUUCAUUCUCGCCGAGAUGAUCAAGCUGAGCGACGUCGACGUCGGCGUUCUCAUUCACUUGGUCAAGUCGCACGAUAUUCAGCCAAAUUGGCUGCAUAUGCAGCUCCCUGGAGGGCGCAACAUGAGCCAGUGUCUCCAUGCAGCAGAGACCAUGUUCAACACGCCGAUGCCACCACCUUUGAUAUCGCCGCUAAAGCGGCAGUCACUGGGCGAUCUUUCCGAUUACGGCCCCAACAAAAGGCAGGCCAUUGCGUCCCCAGGUGAGGUGUCUCCGCGCGGGUUUCCGCUGGGGCCCAACGCCCAGCAGCCCGCUUCAGGAGCGCAGCCAGUGAAUAUCCAACCGCGGCCGAACGGUUUCCCAGCGAGCCUUCCAGCUCCCACUCCGUCUGUCUCAGCCUCGCCGUACAAUCCGGCCCCGACAGCCCGCAAACGCGGACGUCCUCCGAAGUCAGCUCAGAGCGCGUGGCAGGUAUCAACGUACCAGAAUAUCACGCCCGCCCCGCACCCGUCGUCCCCCGCCUUCGCUCCUCAACCGCACAGCCCGCGCUUGCCGGCCCCGGCGGCGCAGCGGUCACCAGUUCAGGGGCCUCCCGAUCCCAAGCGAGCCAAGAAAGGGUUGCCUGAGAUUGCGCCCCGGCCACCACAAAGUGUACCAGCCGCAGAACCUGCCGCCAGGUUGCCAGCAGUGCCAGGGGCGGGAGCAGAAUACCAGAACUGGCGGGAGGAGACCUCUCGUCGCGACUAUUACCAGGUCCAUGGCUCUGAGCCCCCGGCGCGAGAACGUCCCCCAUCAUCUUUCGCACCAAUUUUACCUCGCCCACGGAGCCCACUCCCGCCCCCGAGAGAGUUGGCGCGCGGUGCGUCCGCAGAACCGCGGCGCUUCACAGCGACCCCUCCACCAAGCGCCCCGGAGCCGGUGAAGAACGAAAGCCAGCCAACGACGACCGGGCCGAUUCAGACAUAA